This is a messenger RNA of Odobenus rosmarus divergens (Pacific walrus), 1926 nucleotides long. It is a transcript of the gene TRIM16, whose product is annotated as tripartite motif containing 16. The transcript has 6 exons. The coding region runs from base 1 to 1677 and encodes 558 amino acids. The record is from RefSeq and is a predicted model, not a curated record. Lineage: Eukaryota; Metazoa; Chordata; Mammalia; Carnivora; Odobenidae. Gene Ontology annotation, molecular function: zinc ion binding; protein binding.
AUGGCUGAGUUGGAUCUGAUGGCUCCAGGGCCACUGCCCGGGAUCGCCACUCACGCUCUUGCCACUGUCAGCCCAGACUCCGGGUCGGGCAGCCCGGCCGAAGAAGAAGACACGGGCUCCCCGGGGAGCUCUCAAGGGGAGACGGAGGGACAGGGCAGCGGCUCUGUAGGGCAGGGGGGUCCUGACGGCGAGGGGGAGGCGGAGAUCCUGUGUGAUUUCUGCCUCGGGACCGGCAGGGUGAAGGCGGUGAAGUCCUGCCUGACCUGCAUGGUGAAUUACUGCGAGGAGCACCUGCGGCCUCACCAGGAGAACAGCAAACUGCACAGCCACCAGCUGACCGAGCCUGUGAAGGACCGGGACCUGCGCACCUGCCCUGCCCACCGCAGCCCCCUGGUCGCCUUCUGCCGCCCCGACGGGCAGUGCAUCUGCCAGGAGUGUGGCCAGGAUGAGCACAAGGGCCACGCCUCCGUCUCCUUGGAUGAUGCCCGCAGGGACAAGGAGGCUGAGCUUCGGGACACCCGGUUAGAGCUGGAGCGCAAACUCAGGUUGAAUGAAAACGCCAUCGCCAGGCUCCAAGCCAAUCACAAAUCCGUUUUGCUGUCGGUGUCAGAGGUGAAGGUGGUGGCUGAGGAGCAGUUUGGGGAGCUGCUUGCUGCCAUGAGGAAGGCCCAGGCCGAUGUGAUGCUCUUCUUGGAGGAGAAGGAGCAAGCUGCUCUGAGCCAGGCCAACAGCAUCAAGACGCACCUGGAGCAUAGGAGCGCACAGAUGGAGAAGAGCAGGCAUGAGCUGGAGAGGAUUGCUGCCAUCAGCAACACCGUCCUGUUCCUAGAGGAGUACUGCAAGUUUAAGAACACUGAGGACAGUGCCUUCCCUAGUGUUUACAUCGGACUCAAGGACAAGCUCUCGGGCAUCCGCAGGGUCAUCACAGACUCCACGGUGCACUUAAUCCAGUUGCUGCAGAACUACAAGGAGAAGCUCCAGGAUUUCUCCAAGGAAGAGGAGUAUGAUAUCAGCACUCAAGUGUCUACUAUUGUCGAGCGCAAGUAUUGGACCUCAAAACCUGAGCCCAGCACCAGGCAACAGUUCCUCCAAUAUGCGUGUGACAUCUCCUUUGACCCGGACACGGCUCACAGGUAUCUCCGGCUGCAGGAGGACAAUCGCAAGGUCACCAACACCACGCCCUGGGAGCAUCCCUACCCGGACCUCCCCAGCAGGUUUGUGCACUGGCGGCAGGUGCUGUCCCCACAGAGCCUAUACCUGCACAGGUACUACUUCGAGGUAGAGAUCUCCGGGGCGGGCACCUACGUUGGCCUGACCUGCAAAGGCAUCGACCGGAAAGGGGAGGAGCGCAAUGGUUGCAUUUCUGGAAACAACUUCUCCUGGAGCCUCCACUGGAACGGGAAGGAGUUCACAGCCUGGCACAGCGACACGGAAACCCCGCUCAAAGCCAGCCCUUUCCGGAGGCUGGGGAUCUACGUGGACUUUCUGGGGGGGAUCCUCUCCUUCUAUGGGGUAGAGCCCGAUGCCAUGGCUCUGAUUCACAAGUUUGAGUGCAAGUUUUCAGAGCCCGUCUACCCUGCCUUCUGGCUUUCCAAGAAGGAAAAUGCCAUCCGGAUCAUGGAUCUGGGAGAGGAGCCUGAGAAGCCAAUGGCAACUUCUGCUGAGGCUGCUCCCUAGACCCCAGACUCUUGCUGACCACAGAGACAGGGCAGAAGCCUGCAUCUUAAGGGGGACCUGGGGAUGGAAAUGUCUGCCAGUGGUAGCUGGCUUUAGGAGUCAUGUGGGUCCCUGCACAAGGAGAGAGGUCUCUGGCUUUUCCCUUUUGCUCCCUGCUGUGCUGUUCUCUGUUAGAGUGUGCCCUAGGCACCUACACCCCGUUUCUCAUCUUCUAGUGAUAUUCUCCUGUCUGCUCAGGCGAAUGUCAGA